UUUAUUCCAAAGUAAGACAAGAGCCAGAUCAAAAUCCUCUCCCAGGCUGAGAAGGCCUGGUUCUUGUAAUAUUUUGGGAUAAAUCCUCCUCAGCACUUCCCAAAACACCCCAUGCCCCAAGGAAGACCUGGAAUGGCCCCCAGAGCCUUGUCCUGACAGGAGAAGGGGGUGUGGGGUGGGAAUUCAAUCCUCUGGUUGUGUCUCCUGGGGACUGGGAGCGUCUGAAAGGUGAUGCCGGCGCAUUCCUGCAGAAUUCAUGAGGCUCUGGAGCCAUCCUGGAGCCGGAGGGGCCAGGACAGGGACCCCAGGGAGAUUCCUGGGACACACCUGGGGGUCCCUUCCAGCCAGGACACCCCCACCUGAGGGUCCCUGCAUGGAGAGCCCCCCGGUGCCGCCCGCCCUGGACGUGGACAGGGCCGUGGCCACGGCCUUCGUGGUGCUCCUGGGGCUCUUCCUGCUCGCCAUGACCGUGCGCUGUGCCCGGCUCGUGGUGGAUCCCUACAGCGCCAUCCCAACCUCCACCUGGGAGGAGGAGCCCAUCAACUGA
Messenger RNA from Myiozetetes cayanensis, 547 nucleotides. RefSeq names its product cortexin domain-containing 1-like. The record is from RefSeq and is a predicted model, not a curated record. Bases 257 to 547 code for a protein of 96 amino acids. The transcript has 2 exons. Lineage: Eukaryota; Metazoa; Chordata; Aves; Passeriformes; Tyrannidae.